CGGAUAACGUGCGGAGGCAAUCAAACGACAGUUCCAGACGAGCACGAUGGCCACGUCCGACAAGUAUGAUCGCCAGCUCCGUCUGUGGGGCGCCAUGGGCCAGCGCAAGCUCAUGUCCACGAACCUCCUCCUCCUAAACGCCGGCCCGACGGGCUCGGAGACGCUCAAGAACCUCGUGCUCCCGGGUAUUGGCACGUUCGAGAUCUGCGACGGCGCGACUGUGUGCGAAGCUGACUUGGGCAAUAACUUCUUCGUCACGGACGCCGACGUCGGCCGCUCGCGUGCGCAGGUUGUCAUGGAGUUGAUGCUCGAGAUGAACCCGGACGUCAAGGGCACGUUCCGCCACGAAUCGGCGGCCCACGUCGCUGAAUACGACCCGACGUACGUCCAGAAGUUCAACAUGGUUGUGGCCACGCAACUUGCCGAGCCCGCACUGAGCGCGCUUGCAGCGACGUGCCAGAGCCACGCGAUCCCACUUCUCAUUGUCCACUCGUUUGGGCUCCUCGGCUACGUGCGCUUGCAGGUGCCCAACCACACGAUCGUCGACUCCAAGCCCGACGCACCGUUCCACGACUUGCGCAUCGCCGAGCCUUUCCCCGAGCUCCUCAGCUUUGCCAACGAGUUCAACCUCGAGACGAUGAACUCGCACGAGCAUGGUCAUGUCCCGUACGUCAUCAUCCUCAUCCAGUCCAUCAACGAGUGGAAGGCGGCGCACGGCGGCGACCUCCCCAAGACGUUUGCCGCCAAAAACGAGUUCAAGGCGCUCGUGCAGGCCAAGGCCCGGGGCUCGUUUGGCCAAGAAGUCAACUUUUCCGAAGCCGUCGACAACGCGUUCAAAGCCUACACGCUGACCAAGGAUGCGAUUCCCGACGACGUCCGCGAUGUCUUGGCGCAUGCGUCGACGAUGACGCUCACGGCGUUGACAGCGACGUUUUGGUUUAUCGCGCGGGCGCUCGCGGGCUUUGUGGCGGCGCACGGGAGCUUGCCCCACAGCGGCCAUGUGCCCGACAUGACGUCCUUUACGACGUACUACGUGACGCUCCAAAAGCUCUACAGCGAAAAGGCCAAGUCGGACGCGCACCUCGUCUUCAACGCUACGAAGCAACUCGUCGCCGAGAUCGACCCCACGCGGACGCUCUCGGAAGAAGAAACAGUCGACUUUUGCAAACACGCGAGCUGCAUCGGGAUGCUGCAAACGCGGUCGCUCGCCGAGGAAGUCGCGGGCGCCAACCUCACCGAUGUCGACAUGGAGGACGAAGACAGCAAGCAGUCGCCGCUCAUUUGGUACUUCUUGCUCCGCGCCGUGCACCGGUUUAUCGCCGAGUUUGGCAAGUACCCCGGGGUCCACGAAGGCCCCGAGUACGAACAGGACGCCAAGUGGCUCGUCCAGACAGCGCAGCAUCUCGCGGCGAGUGCGACAAUGUCGGAGCCGUUCGCGGUCGAUUGGAUCUCGCUGGACCACGGCCGCGAGGUCUGCCGGCACGCCGAGGCCGAGGUGCACAACAUUGCAGCGAUCCUCGGCGGCAUUGCGUCGCAGGAGGCUGUCAAGAUCAUCACGAACCAGUUUACGCCGAUCAACCACACGUACCUCUUCAACGGCAUCACGGGCCGCGCCAACACGUACCAGUUCUAAGUCUUUGAAUGACGAUCUUGAUCUGGUUCAGUC
Molecule: messenger RNA, 1666 nt
Organism: Saprolegnia diclina VS20
Lineage: Eukaryota; Oomycota; Saprolegniomycetes; Saprolegniales; Saprolegniaceae
Exons: 12
Coding region: 47-1633 (528 amino acids)
Biological process (GO): protein neddylation
Cellular component (GO): cytoplasm
Molecular function (GO): NEDD8 activating enzyme activity
Source: RefSeq, a predicted model, not a curated record